Molecule: messenger RNA, 2280 nt
Organism: Acanthaster planci (crown-of-thorns starfish)
Lineage: Eukaryota; Metazoa; Echinodermata; Asteroidea; Valvatida; Acanthasteridae
Source: RefSeq, a predicted model, not a curated record
CACUCAAGGCCUAGGUUUGUGCUGCUACGGAUUUGGUAUUUGUACAUAAAUCUAAGGCACCAGGCCCCAGCAGACAUCUACAAGAAUCAGACUCAACAUGCUCAAGACAGUUUUUAUCGCCUUGGUCCAUACGGCGCUGUGGAUCAUAUGUUCGGCAGUCACACUCCCACCAGAGUUACAGGGUUUGCUUCCAAACCUGACAGUAUUACAUGAUAUGAGAAGGCAUUUUUGUUUGAGCACGGAGCUUCAUAAUGCGAGUGCACCAUGUACCGAUGGCGCGCAUGGCAGCCGUAGCCUUUGCGGUAGAAUUUGUCAAGCCCCAACCAACUCGUUUAUUUGCUACGAUUUGGUUGCAGGCCCUGAAUUGUGUAGAGGAUCGUGUGACCGUCCGUAUUGCCGUUAUGAAGAUGCCCUCGUGUGUCAGUAUGCUGAGAGGCAAUGUUCGUGUAUAUACUCCGUCCAAGAAGAAAAGGAAUACGCUCCGUUUUGCAAUUGUAGAAAUGAUGCUUCAUUGCCAACUUUCGUUUAUCAAAAUGGGUCUUCAAUUACAAGCACCUGCUCAAAUGGAACUGCGAUACCGGUUUUGGCAACAUCUCGAACAACCUCAAGUCUUCAGUCAAUGACUGGGAGCAGUCUGCCGUCCACAGCAGUGACUUCUAUAAAACCUAAUGACGGUGGCCAGGUCAAACUAAUUAAUGUCAUCUUGGGGGUGAUCUUGGCAUUUAGUCUUCUGGUACUUCUGGUGGUGAUAUUCCUUUGGCACAGGGGAAAACUGUCAGCUGUGAUGUCGAAACCUCCGGCACGUACAGACGCGUCCGCAAAUGCUGAGGUGGAAAGUACAGGAAUAAAGAUGACGAGUCCACUCGGAGCCAGUGGGGGAAUGAGGGUGUAAGAGAUGCGAAAGGGGUGGCUGCCUCGUCCCCAGGGGCUUCUUCUGCGGAAAGAGAUUCUCACAUCUCUUACCAAAUCUAUCCGACUGAAGGGACGUCCGAAUAUGAGGAGGUAACAGAGGCAAGCACAGCGCUGGAUAGCAGCGAGUCGACCCAGUACCAACAACUCAACAGAGCUACACUCGAGAGUUCAAGUGUAGAUUACGAGCCACUGAAGGGAAAAGAGGCUGACAACUCAAACCCACAAAACGAGAGCUCUGGGUAGGACGGCGUUGCAAGCGCUAUUAGCAUUUCGGUAGACACUCUAGAGGUGAGGUAUACGAGAAACAGGACGGAAAAGUAAAUUACAUUUACAAUUAAAUGAACGUACGCAUGACUUCAGUGAUUCAGAAAUCAUGAUAAAUAUUUGUCACUGUCAUAUGCACGUAAUAUAACUCCUGCAUUACAACCGAACUGUAGGGUUAGCUUUACUUUGUGACUGCCCGGAGAAGCAUAAACAUAACCUUCUUUGAAUUCUAAUAGAAUUAGCGCCCUCCCGUGACUUUAACUUUGCUCUGAGUUAGCAGCACUUGUUUGUGGCCUCUUUUGACAUGAACAGCUUCCCAAAUAAAAACGUGCAUAUAAGAUUUCCAUAUCGUGACAGAUGGAAUAUUCUAUUCCACUCGGCUUCACCUCAUUGGUCGUUUACUCAGUCAGUCGCCUCUUGAAGUUAUUCUUAGCACUGCAAUCAUUUAUAAAGAUUCGUCUUCCGCACGAUUUAUCGAUGGAGGGGGAUCCCUCACGGUAGCAACCUUUUGCAUUUUUAAAUAAAAUUGUAUUUUAUUGAAGUCUUGUGUGAACAUACAGUGUACAGUUUUCCCUUGAGAGAUGGUCACGUUUGUUUGUUUAUUCUAUGAAAUUGACCUUCAUAAUAUAACAGCACGUUGUUUCACGUUACCUUUGAGUUGAAUCACACCUAAAUAUGCAACACAGUGUGACGAACGAUAAAAACUUGUUUCUGAAAUCACCUCUAUAAUUGCACGUUUCCCUAUGUUAGUAAAAUAGCCAUGUCAAUGUUCGUAAGUACAAAUAACUAUAUUCAUGAUAUAAAUCCUGAAAUGGAUGUACUUAUUUUUCAUGAUAUCCCUGAUGGAAUACGAUCUUUUGGAAGUAGAACUCAGCCAAGGUGUUAUGUCAAUUAAUUCAUUAUAUCGUUGCUCUUAGAUUAAAGAUAUCGUGAGUCUCCAUAAUUAUACAUGUAAAUGAAUCUCCACUUUUCAUGGACUAAGUAUCCUAAUUUGAUUACAGUUUUAUUCUUAUUCUUUAUGCUGUGUUAAUUUUGAUAUUAUAAAUGAUGUACUGAUUAGAGUCGGUUAUGGAGAAAUAUAUAAUUUUGGAUUACGUUUUCAGU